AUGUCGUCAAGACUCUACUUGCGGCUGCCUAAUUUGCCGUCCUUCCACCAUGCCAUCACCUCCUUCCUCGGCUUCAUGGACCUCAAAGUAGGCGCAUCGAUCCUCACGCUUUUCGCCAUCUUCAACAAGACAGCAGGUGUCUACGGUAUCCUCGCCGUCUUCCAAGGCGGCACCUUCUCACAAGUGGCUCUGUAUCUCUACUCGAUAGCGACCAUCAUCGUGUUCCUCUGGGGACUUAAAGGCAUUUCAGAUGAAGACGCGCACCGCGUGCUCACCUAUGCGCACCUCUUCUCGCUCGAUCACAUGAUCUCGACCUUCUGGACGCUGCUGUUCACCUUCAACUGGUUCUACUUUACACCGCACGAUGGUCGUCCUACCACCAACCAGUCGUCGCAUCAGACCGGACUUAUGGAUCUCAUCGAAAGCAUCGAGUCGCAGUACAGGACACCGGAACAGAUGCUCAAGCUCCAUCACGAGAAGCUCACACCGGAACAGCGUGUAGCGAGUGCGGAACGAAUCUGGAAGGAGGAGAAGGGCUUUUCGGCGGUCGUGUUGGGUCUUGGCUGGCUUGUCAAGAUCUACUUUGCAUUGGUACUGUAUUCGUACGCGCUGCACCUUCGUCAUGGCUCGUAUCGCUCCUUGCCCCUGUCCAAGGCGUCAGCAAGCUCGGGUGCCGGACCGCGGACAGGAGGUGCUGGGCGAGGCGAGUACCGCUACCAUCCGGUGGUCAACGACGACGAGUUGGAGAACUGGAGCGACGACGGCGAAGCGGAAGGCGAUGCUGGCAGAUCGAAACAGAACGGCGGCGUUGCUGCCAAUGGCAGCGGCUCAAUACCAGCAGCCACGGCGUCAUCAGGUAACAAUGGGGGAGCUAGAGCCGUCUUUGAUCGUCUGGCAACGUGA
Molecule: messenger RNA, 903 nt
Organism: Kalmanozyma brasiliensis GHG001
Lineage: Eukaryota; Fungi; Basidiomycota; Ustilaginomycetes; Ustilaginales
Product: Protein of unknown function DUF1753, Golgi
Exons: 1
Coding region: 1-903 (300 amino acids)
Biological process (GO): inositol phosphoceramide metabolic process
Cellular component (GO): inositol phosphoceramide synthase complex; Golgi membrane
Molecular function (GO): inositol phosphoceramide synthase regulator activity
Source: RefSeq, a predicted model, not a curated record